AUGGCGGUAUACCAUGGCGCCCAGAGGAGGAUCGGAGGGUGGAGCUCCACCUCACUGCUCACAGGCACAGUGUCGUUCUAUGGUGAUGGCUACAUCCACCUGCGGACAGUGGAGGCAUCAAUUCAGACGUUGCUUCAUGUACGAUUUCGAACUUCCAGUCAGGCAGGGAUGCUGUUUUUAGCUGCCGGACGCAAAGACUUCCUGCUGCUGGAGCUGAUUUCUGGGCGCCUGCAGUUACGUCUGGACCUGGGCUCAGGUGAGCGUUCUCUACGCUCAGAAAAGGGCAUCUAUCUUAGUGACAUGGCGUGGCACUCAAUGGAGCUGACCCACGACCACCAUAACGUCAACAUGACCGUGGACCGAAACUCUCAUACCAGCCUCCGUAUGCCAGGACCAGACCUGGAGCUCAGUGUCAUGGAUGGGCUUUUUGUUGGCUGGGCAGCAGGACUAAACCACCCAUACCUUCUUAACAUCUCCGCUGGGUUUAGAGGUUGCAUAGCUGAAGUUGUGUUCAAUGAACAUAACCUGUUAUCCAGCCUAAGGCCUUAUUCUGGGUACAAGAAUGUCCACGAGGUAUCUUUAGGAUGUAGUCGGCAGUUUUUUGCAACAGAAGAAGAUCCUGUCAGCUUUUUCAGCUCUGAAGCUUUUAUCUCUCUCCCACCGUGGGAAGGGCCACAGGAGGGGGUGUUUGAAUGUGAACUGUCGCCCUCUGCGAGAGAAGAAGAUGGCAUGGUCCUGUAUAGUUCUGGCAACCAGGGAGGGUUUGUUGCUAUAGAGAUCAGAGAUGGUAACCUGGUUGCAACAGUCGGAAAUGAAGAGAAUAAGACUGAGCUGCGUUCUCUAACACAAGUUCACAGCAACCACACCUGGUACCCCAUUCAGCUGCAUUUGCUGCCCAACAGCGUCCAGCUGAAGGUGGGUGAGGAGUUAGUCAAGGCCACCCUGAGUUUGGAGCUCCAGGUCAUACAGCUCAAAGGGCCUCUCUUCCUGGGAGGGCUAGAUGAAGAAGCCCGGGGAGAGGCAAGGCAAGCUGGGCUGAUUUCUGCUGUGCCUGGAGGGCAACUUUCUGGUCAAGGAGGAUCCUUUAAAGGCUGCCUCCGAGAAAUUAGGGUGAACACUCAAAGAACAGGCCUGCCUCAUGCUACUAUCACCAAGGACGUCACUGUGGGCUGUAAGACAGGGCAAGCUCCAUUAGCAGUGACCACCACCAGCCCAACAGCCCGUCCAGAGUUUGAUGUUACAACCACACAACCAGAUACCAACAAUAAGAAGAACCCUAACUUUCUGUUGCUGAAAAACCUAGAAGUUGUGGAGGGAGGCCGGGCACCACUGGAACCCAAACAUAUGAGGGUGAAUCUGGAUUUUCGCAAAUUGGGAAUUCAUCCAUCCAAGUUAAUGUUCCGCAUUGAGGGUCAGCCAGCCCACGGCCAGCUCCGGCUGGACCUCAGUCCUGACCCUGAUGGGAUGCUGGGCGAGGGGCAGGAAAGGACUAUCACAAUAGAAGCAGAAGAGGUCGACCGGACUUUUAGUAUGCUCGACCUGUGGCAGGGCCGGGUGAUGUACGUUCACGGUGGGUCAGAGGACCAGCAUGACUUCUUCAUGUUUUCAGUCUUCUCCAGCAAUAAGAAGGCACUUCCUGUGUUUCUGAAGGACAACCACCUGCAUCGGUUUGACAUCAGCAUCAGUCCUGUUAAUGAUGCGCCUCUGCUAAGCCUGCCAGAGGGAAACAUUUUCACUCUGCUAGAGAAGUCCAAACGACAGCUGACAACAGAUGUGCUGAGGGUGUCGGACCCUGACAGCAAUCCUGAAGAGCUGGUGUUCAGUUCCCUGGGAAACCUCAACACUGAAGUUGGACACCUUGAGCACCAGGAUUACCCUGGCAGGGCCAUUAACUUGUUCUCCCUGAAUGAUCUAGAGGAGGGUAAGAUCAGCUUUGUCCACACUGGCGUCCCUACAUCCCGGCUGGCACUCAGGGUCAGUGACGGGCUGAAGUUGAGCAACACAGUAGUUUUGAGGAUUAUGGCUGUGCCACUUGAAUACAAGCUGGUGAAUAACACUGGACUAGAGGUGAACCAAGGUGGGGCUUCCAUCAUCACAACCAAUCACCUUGCAGUACAAGUAAAUGUGGAUGAUCAGGGAGUCGAAAUCCGCUAUGACGUUACAGAUUUACCACAAUACGGUGAGCUCCAGCGGCUACACUCAAGUGGUGGCUGGAAACUGACAACUUCCUUCUCUCAGAAGCUUCUAGAAAAAGAACGGAUCCGAUACCUCAGCACUUACCAUGGCCUUCAGAUUCAGAACAACGUCACUGAUUACUUCAAAUGUAAAAUAACCAUCGGUUCCCUGGCUACCGUGGAGGUUGUUUUCGUCAUCAGGGUUCACUGGAUCCACUUCAAGGUUACACGCAGCAAGAUGGAGGUCAACGGUUUUCAGACUUCUGCUGUCACUCCCGAGGAACUCCAUGUGAUUUCUAAGGGUUUUAAACUCAAUGAGAGUUACCUAUUCUUUAGGCUCCUAACAGUACCAAAGAAAGGGCAGCUAUUCCUCGAUAACAAAGUUCUACAGCGGAACUCAACCUUCAGCCAAAAGAAUAUCACAGAUGGCUUGAUGAAGUACGAGCUGCUCAACACGCUGCAGGACGACACAAGAGACACAUUCAGCUUUCAGGUGUUUUCAACGCAUGCCAACUCAACAGAUUACGACUUCAGAAUCAACAUCAAAGCCGAGUCGAGCGCCAUCCCCGUUGUAAACAAAGGCCUUUCAACCCUGGAAGGAGGAAGUAACGUCAUCAGCAAAGAUAUGCUGUUCACUCACACAGCAAGUAACCGGGAGGUCCACUACAGCAUCACUGUGAGCCCCAGGCACGGCCAGAUAAGAAGGAUCAACCUUUCCAACUCAACUUCCUUUAAGGACAGCAUUUUGACAUUUACAAAUCAGGAUAUCAUCGAGGAGAAGAUCAUGUAUGUUCACGACGACAGCGAGACUAAGCAGGAUUCCUUCAUUUUUAAAAUUAUGGUUUACAAACAGCACAAACGCACCAGCAAGAAGGAAGACAAAAACACAACCGAACACACCUUUAAUAUCAGUGUGCGGCUCGUCAAUGAUCAAAGACCUGUCAGGGUUGUUGAUAAAGUUUUCCAUGUGGCCCGCGAUGGGCAGAGACUGGUGAUGUUGAAUGACCUCCGUUUCCGGGACGAUGACUCAGACUUUGAGGACAGUUGGUUGGUGUACACGCGGAGGGGGAUUCCCAUGGGAGAGCUGGUGCUGGCCAGUGAUACCAGCCGCAAGCUGUACGAGUUCACACAACGGGACCUUGAGCAGAAAAAAGUGUUGUUUGUCCACAGAGGAGUGAGUUUUGGGCGUUUUGUGCUUUUCGUAUCAGAUGGGAAACAUUAUGUUUCAACACUGCUGGAGGUGAUGGCGCAGGAUCCUUACCUUCAUGUCGAGAACAACACAGGCCUCAUCGUCCAGCGAGCUGGGAUCACAACCUUGACCUCUGCUAACCUCAGCAUCUUCAGCAACCUUGACAUACGAGACCCACAGGAAGUGACAUUUGAGGUCUACCUUCCACCUAAACAAGGUGUGCUCUGCUUUACUGAUGAGACUGCAACGAAAGCAGAUGCAAUUACAAUAUUCACCCAGCAAGAUUUGGUGGCGGGGCGCUUGGCAUAUCACCAUGACGGCAGCCCUGAGUUGUCAGAUGGGUUCAACGUGACGGCGAGAGCAAAGAGGAUGGAGCUACAGCUGGACAUCGGAGUGACGGUAAAAAUCUACCUGGAGAGUCACCAGAGGCCUCCAACCGUCAUAAGUAACCAUCCAGUGGUGGUGGCGGAGGGACAUAACGUCUCCAUAAGCAAGGAGCACUUAGAGGUGGUUCAUGAGGACAGCACACCCUCAGAGAUAGUUUUUACUGUCCAAAGGCCUUCCCACCUUGGGCUUUCUUCAGCGGUUUCCCUCCAACGACAAGCACCAGAACAACAAUGGAGACCAGCAGCACCUCCAUCAAGUACAGGCAUCAGAGAGCAGACAACGAAUUCCUUCACCCAGGAGGACCUCAACCAGGGAUUGAUCAUCUACCAUCAGCAGGCUGCUGGACACACCAAUGACUCUAUUUUGUUAGAGGCAACCAACGGGGUCACAAAGGUCGGAUCUAUCAGCCUGGAGAUUGACAUCAUCCCUCUCCUCCUCCCUCUACAGGUGUCUGACUUGACCCUUGAUGAGGGGUCGGCCCUGCUGCUGACCUCUGACAUUAUAAAGGUAGCCAAUCAUCAUUUCUCAGGGAUGAACUUCCUGUACCAGGUCAUUGUUCCACCGCACCACGGACACUUGGAGCACAGCCGGAUCCCGGGGAUGCCCAUCACUGCUUUCACUCACACUGAGCUGGAACGUGAGUACAUUUCCUAUAUCCAUGACGGCAGCGACACACUGAGAGACAACUUCACCAUUGUGGCCAAUCAGACGGAAAUCAGGAAGCACAGUCUGCCCUGCACCGCUCACAUCAAUGUCACACCUGUCGAUGAUGAGACUCCUGUUGUUACAACCAACAAGGGUCUGAAGGUAUGGGUGGGUUCAGUGACAGAAAUCACCACAGGUGAUCUCAGUGCAGAGGACCCGGAUACUCCUGAGCCUGAUGGGCUGGAGUUUAUCGUCACACCACCCAGCAACGGCCACCUGGCCCUGAAGAGCGCCCCUUCCAGACACAUCUUGAACUUCACCCAGAAUCACAUACAAACCGGACAACUGAUGUUCGUGCACAGUGGUGCUUUAUCGGGUGGCUUUCAAUUCCAGGUGAACGACGGUGCGAACUUCGCCCCUCGCCAGAUCUUCAGCACAACUGCCCACUCUCUGGUCCUCACACUGCAGAGAAAUCAUCCCAUGGAGGUUUAUCCAGGCUCUGUGACACCAAUCUCUGAGCUGGAGCUUCAGGCCGUCACAAAUGAUGUCAGUGACAUCAGAAGAAACCACUCGGUGGUGUUUGCAGUGACUGCUCUUCCCAAACUUGGCAGCCUGGUCCGACGUAUGCCUGACAACUCUAUGCAAAACAUAUCCACGUUCACACAAAGCAUGGUGAAUGAUGGAGUUAUCUUGUACGAUCAGAACAAGCCACAGUCAGUGGGAUGGUCCGCCGGGGACUAUUUCUCUUUCACCGUGUCCUCUCCUCCUGCUUUCCUUCCACCACACACAUUCACCAUCUCAAUCUCCUACCAGGCCAACGAGCAUCACGACAGCCUUCAACACAAGACCAGACUACUGAACAACGCAGGUGCUGUGGUGGCCGAGGGAGGCAGGGUGACGAUCGACGGGUCGAAACUGGACGCCUCCAAUCUGCUCGGCAAAGUUCCAGAGUCCCACCAGAAAGAACACCACAUCCUGUACCGCAUGAUUUCCCUGCCGCACCACGGGACUCUCUCUAUACGGGGACAUAACCUCACCAGGAACCAACCUGAUUUCUCCCAGGUCACCCUGAACAAGUUCGGCAUCACAUACCUCCACGACGACUCAGAGACGACAAGCGACAGCUUCACUUUCCGGGCCUGGGUGGCUCCUUUGAAUCUCUCCUCUUCUUCCUCCUCAUCUUCCUUGCUGGUGGUGACGGAGACGUUCAACAUCACAGUGACGCCGGUCAACGACCAUCCGCCACUCAUCAGGAGCAGAUCCCCGAGUAUGAAGGUCGUAGUUGGAGAGAGCGUCAUACUCGGACCUGACAAUCUGCAGGUUGAGGAUCAUGACACCCCUCCAGAAGAGCUGCACUACCUUGUGAUCAGUAAGCCCAACAAUGGCUACCUGACACUGGGGGAAAGACUGGAGCCGGUGACCUCCUUCACCCAGUACGACGUCAACCACGGCCGGCUGCACUUUAUACAGCAGGGCGAGCCCUCAACAGGUGUUUUCUACUUCAACGUAACCGACGGUCAUCAUCGUCCACUCUACAAACUGUUUAGUCUGGAGGUGAUAAAGCCCUCUGUCUCCAUGGUGAACAACACCGGUCUGUCAUUGGUUCAAGGCAGGACCGCCGUUGUCCUGACAACCAACCAGCUUGCAGCUCACACCAACACUCGCAGGCAGGCCAACAUCACCUACACGGUCACUACACACCCUCGCCACGGACGCAUCGCUAUUAACGACCAGGAAGUCACGACCUUCUGCCACGAGGACUUGCAGUUUGGCCGUGUUGUCUAUCACAUGACUGAUCUCAGCGAAUCAGAGGACAGCUUCCAAGUCUCGGUGUCAGCCUCGUCCCCGGGUGUUGACUAUGGAAAUGUAACAUCACAGACGGUGAAGGUAACUGUGCGGCCUCUGGUCUACCUGAGGGAGCAAGUGAGGGUGCCCAGUGGUAUCGCCGUGAAACUGGGGAAAGCCAUGAUCGAUGCCUCUGAGCUGGCGAGAAUCAGCAGAGACAACCCGCUCUUUCAGGUUCUUUCUCCACCAAAGCAUGGGAAAUUAGUCAAGAUGAGCUAUGACCCUAACAGAGCAUCAGAGGUGCUGAAGUCAUUCACGUUCAGAGAUGUGGUGCAAGGCCGGGUCGCCAUCGAGGAGACUCUCAGCCACGCCCCCGCCACACCUCUCAAUGACUCUUUCACCUUCCUGCUGAAGGCUGGAAACGUCCAACCAGCAAAGGGCGAGCUCCACUUCACCAUCUUUCCCCACCACCAGAUGCAUCACGGUCCAAGCAGUUCCAAUACUGACGGUGCGAGUCAUGUACACACAACAACCCAACUUCCAACACAUAAUAAGACUACUACAGGAAGAGGAGGUGAUCGAGGGGGUUCCACGGCGUUCAAUGGGGCCGGGGUGGGUUUCCCCACACACAUUUUGUUGCAUAAGAACCAUAACAGGACACAGCACAAGGUGAAGCCUCACAGCCGCUGGGGCAACCAAACACGGAGUGGGAGUCACAGAGGUAGAUCAGAGAGUCGUGCAGAGGGAGCAGGAGGAGGUCACAGUCACGGCCCACAACCCCACACUCCUUCCGUUGCAGACAAACGCGGUCCAGUGAUCCCUCCUGACAACCACCCGGUCCACGUUGAGUUCCUCCCUCGCCCCGCCUCCGACCCUCUCCUCAUUAUCUUGCCACUGCUCGCCUGUUUGCUCCUCAUCAUAAUCCUCGUAGUUUUGAUUUUGGUGUUCCGCCGCCGCAGGGAGAAACAGGCCCGGCUGCGAAUCCGGCAGCAGCUCGCUGCAUUGGCGUUAGCCACUGAGGGCAGCCCUUACCAUGGCCGGGCGGAGCGGAGCUUGGCUAUGCCCUCUGUGGUGGUCACCCCACUCGGCCCUGCAAGCUGCCCUAACUCACCCAGUGUAACCAUAAGUCCCAGGAGGAGGAGUCUGGCCCCCGGGAUGACCUUCUGGGGGCCCUUGAAAGCUGAUGGAGCAGAUGGUGAAGGGAAUAUUAGAGGUAAUAACAGUGAGGAAAGAGAUCAUUUAACUGCAGGAUUCAAGACUCUGAGAUCUAGGUCCUGUACUCCGACUCUAAAAGAAAACCAGUACUGGGUUUGAUGGAAGUAAUCCAAAGAAAAACUGUGCCUUCUUCUAAGUGUUCAAAUACACGUGGGUACUGGCUAGGGGACAUCUGACCUGCUAUGAACUUUUUAAAAAGAGGACAAAAAUAUGCACAUUUGUUUAUAAGAAAUAUAUAAUGGCCAUUAUAUUUAAAUAAUUUCACUGAACCAACUUGAACAGAACACAUCUUUGUUGUAACGAUGUACUAUGAGGAGCUGUGAGGUACUAUUCAAUGUACACAGAAUCCAUUAUUACUGCUAAUGCAGAUGCAAAUUCACUGCAAUGGCGUGACAUGAGCACAGCCACCAUUUGUUCCUUUACGCAAAGAUAACAUUUGCAUAUACAAACAGGCUCACUGAUUCCUCAAAACACUGGUUCUUCUACAGAUGUGAUGAAUAUAGUAUUAUUAUUUUGGAACUGUGGCUGUACAAGGAAGUGAAACAUAGACUGAAGUUUAUUGCAUGUACUUUGGAAAUGUAGUUGCAUUUUAAGUUAGUACAAAAGAUUUAGUAGUGUAGCUGGUAAUUAGUUCUAGGGUUUUAGGUUCAUUCCCCUCAUUCACUGCUCUGCACACUUUUCUGUUUCCUUUGUCUGAUGUUGAAACAGCUUAAGGCAGUGAGCUGUCAUGUAACUGUCUCAGAUAGUCCAUACAGUAUUAACAUGUCAUGAUGACAUGUAAAGACAAAGGUUGCUUCCUCAGUUCUUGAUUGACUUUCACAUUUUUGUCACCUGUGUCCCGUUUUAUGCCAUGUAC
Molecule: messenger RNA, 8251 nt
Organism: Cottoperca gobio
Lineage: Eukaryota; Metazoa; Chordata; Actinopteri; Perciformes; Bovichtidae
Product: chondroitin sulfate proteoglycan 4-like
Exons: 26
Coding region: 1-7494 (2497 amino acids)
Biological process (GO): anatomical structure morphogenesis
Source: RefSeq, a predicted model, not a curated record